This is a messenger RNA of Dentiscutata erythropus, 269 nucleotides long. The record is from the annotation of a GenBank genome assembly. NCBI's taxonomy places the organism in Eukaryota, Fungi, Glomeromycota, Glomeromycetes, Diversisporales, Gigasporaceae.
UAGAGGUUUGUGGAACAGUUGCAAAUUCACUUGUUCAUGGGCAAACAUCUAUAACAAGUCUCAGGUCCGAAUAUUCUACUGAAAUCGAAACUCUCUGGGUUGAAUUUACUGCCCUAUUCAAUGAAAGAAGAAAAAGGGAGAAAUGUUCACCCCCGAAAAUGUAUAAUGUUUUACCUUUAGAAAUUGGUCUCAGUUUGGCUACACUUGCCACCUUUUACCGUCAUCAAAAAUCUCUACUAACAACUUUAUUAGAUAAAAUUGAGUCUUGA